UUACUCUUACUAACAACAUGUCGUUCAACUCCUCAGAUGUCCCGUCAACGUUAUAUUCUUUGGUGGAUGAACAAGGUGGUGGAAUUUUAUCGCCAUGGAUAAAAUAUGCGAGGUCUUCUGGUGACUACAGUAUUUUAGAAGAGUAUUUGGAUACUGCAGUGAAAUCAUACCUGUACAAUGGUGGAAAAGGAAAACUUGUGCCGAUUUCACAACUCGUCACUAUCCGGAACAAACAGAGAAAUGCAUUGUUGGGCGCGUUACGAAGAAAAAAAGGACGGGGCAAAAGUGGACCUAAUAUUCUGGAACACAUUGAUCAAGAUGCUCUGUCGUCUGGAGAUUUUCUCAAGGCGCUUAAAGUUUUAGAUGGUGGGAUGAUCAAAGGAAGAAGAAGCUUCAAGUACAGGGAGCUGGUGUGGGAUAUGGAUCAGAGAGGUCGCCUUGGAGAAAACCUGCUGCACGUCUGCAUGUUAUUGAAUACCGCAGACAUGAACGAACUUGUGAAACAAAUGACAUAUAGAUUCCCAAAAAUUGUCAACGAUAUUUUCCUAUCAGAAGAAUAUUAUGGAUUAUCACCAUUACAUCAAGCAAUAGUUAAUGAAGACUUGGAGAUGGUGUAUUUUUUAUGCCGCAAAGGAGCUGAUGUUCAUCAAAGGUGCUAUGGAUCAUUUUUCUGUGCUGAUGACCAGAAAGCAUCAAGAACUGAUUCAUUGGAGCAUGAGUGGGUGGAUUUAGUGCAAAGCACCAAGUAUACAGGACAAAUGUACUGGGGCGAGUACCCGUUGUCAUUCGCGGCGUGCACAAACCAAGUGGAUUGCUUUCGGCUCCUUCGCGCGAUGAAAGCCGAUCCCAACAUGCCGGACACCAAUGGUAACACGGUGCUUCAUCUGACAGUUAUACAUGAUCUACCUGAAAUGUUCAUGUUGGCAGUGGAACUCGGCGCUAAUUUGCACGUGAGAAACAAUUUAAAGCUUACGCCUUUAGCAUUGGCAGCUAGACUGGCAAAGAAGCAUAUUUACGAUUUGAUAUUGGAAUGUGACAUGGACAUUUCAUGGAGGUAUGGACCGGUGGUCUGUAAGGCCUAUCCACUUAAUGAUGUGGACACUAUCAACGAAAGUGAUGGCUCGCUCAACCCAAACUCAGUUAUAGCGAAUGUAGUGUACGGAGACAAAGUGGAUCAUUUGGAGUUUUUUGAUGGGCUCAUUGAGGAAGUCUUGGAGAGCAAGUGGGAGACUUUCGGCAAAAAACAACUUUUUAUGUCACUCGCUGGAUAUAUAUACUUUCUGGCGGUGUUUUAUCUCGCUUUCAUGACCAGAGAUGCCCACAUUCUCCCAAGUGAUGAGGACGAAAAUGAAAAGUUUGGAAUGAUUGAACUAGAUUUCUCAAAUUUCACAAAUAUUCUCAGCGAGGGGUUAAGUUUGAGAGAACAUUUAGCAAUUGCGAGAAUGGCAGAAAGAGAAGCUCUACCAGCACACUGCCAUCUUUGGGAUUAUUCAGGACCAUCGCAACAGAUUCGCAUGAUAAGUGAAAUUCUGUGUCUACUCGCAGUAGUAAUCCGAACAUUUAAAGACUGCAUUGAUGCUCACCGAACAGGUGUUUCUCGCUGGUGGAACUCUAUUAAGGCCUUCCCUGAGAAAGUUCUCCAUAAGUUCUGCCAAAUUCUUGUGUUAUGCACAGUUCCACUCCGUGUUGGAUGUUAUUUGGACGAUAGUUUUCUAGUCAUUGAGAACUUGCUAGUGGUGUGCAUUGUAAUCAUGAGUACUUUGCAUUUUCUUUUUUAUUGCAGAAGUCUUAAAUUUGUCGGGCCAUUUGUGUUGAUGGUGUACAAAAUUAUUGUGAGAGAUAUGCUGCGAUUUUUGCUUAUAUACUCGUUUUUCUUAAUGGGAUUUGCACAAGCAUUUUUUGUUAUAUUCAAAUCCUGUGAGAGAGCAGAAAUUGCUUAUCAGAAAGCUCAUAACUAUACUGAAGACGAUGAAUAUAUUGAGAAAUUUGAAAACAUCAUGGAAGAUGGUUGGGAGGCAGUGAUGAGAAUGUUUAUUAUGAGUGUGGGAGAAUUUGGUGCACUUUAUAAAAACUUGAACGAGUGCAAAAGCAGCAUUGCUCCACAGUCCAAGGUAUUUUUCAUCCUCUUCGAGUUAAUUGUGACUGUUAUGCUUCUGAAUCUACUAAUUGCUAUGAUGACUCGUACUUAUGAGAAAAUUGCCGAAACUGAGAAAGAAUGGAAGCGUCAGUGGGCGCAAGUAAUUUUAAUGUUAGAGCAGUCAUCUUCAGCCUCGGAACGCCUCCUAUCACUUUAUCGUUAUACUCGGCCAAUACGUUCCGAUAAACGAAGAAGAGCAUUUGUUGUGAAAGUGAAGUCGAAUGACCGCCAGCAACCACAACUCAAAUUAAUUCCACCGCGUGGAAAACCGUCAAUCCGCUUGUCAAACAACAGUUCCAUUCAUGUCUUACAUGUUCUAUCAAAACAUGCUUCGUAAAAACUAAAAAAAUUUCAAUUAUUCGUUUAUUAAUUUUUGCCGUAAUAAAGUGUUCAUAGUCCU
Molecule: messenger RNA, 2537 nt
Organism: Caenorhabditis elegans
Lineage: Eukaryota; Metazoa; Nematoda; Chromadorea; Rhabditida; Rhabditidae
Gene: ocr-3
Product: Ion transport domain-containing protein
Exons: 16
Coding region: 18-2474 (818 amino acids)
Biological process (GO): transmembrane transport; monoatomic ion transport
Cellular component (GO): plasma membrane; membrane
Molecular function (GO): monoatomic ion channel activity
Source: RefSeq, marked reviewed